AGCCGCAAAGGCCUGGCUUCAGAAUCGGUGCUUUAAAGCAGCGGAACACAUUCACUGUCAGCUCAGCCUUGAUGCUGAAGUGCCCAUGCUGGCUCCUGAAAUGGUUCGUUUUCUUAAUGACAUCUACAAUGUUGUUGUAUCAGAGAUGGAACUGCUGUUGGCCACCUGUGAAAUUCGGCGCAAGGAGAAAAGUGACCAAGAUUGUGAAACUUACUUCCAAGCGUCCCAGCUGUCUCUGGCAAGAAACCACCUACCACCUUCCAUGGUUUUCAAGAGGCCCAAAUCCAUCGAAAGUGUAGACAUCCGUCUAGCCUUAUGGAAAAGACCACCUUCUCAUCUAAAUGGAGAAGAUGCGCGCUUGUGUAUCAGACCUGUAAUAGAUCCUGCUGUUCUCAGUUGCCCAGAGAGUGACUUAUUGGGGGAUUUGCUGUGUGCCAUAAUCUCACAAGGAUCAGAGAAUUUAUCAACAGUGUGUGAAAGGCUCAGCGGGAAACUGCUUCCCAAGAGGCUUCGACAAUUUGUUUGGCUCAGUAAACUCCUGAGGGCAGCCUCGAAAAGUCACAGGGCCGAGACACUAGCAUCUACUGAGAGAGAAGCCAAAGUGAGCUUUGGGCACACAGUAGCAUGGAGGAUUGCUGAACUGAAGCUGCGGACUGCCACUCGGUCACCAGUUUCAGGUCUUAUUGAAAAUGCAGUUGUGGAGAAAUACAGAAACGUCCCCUGCAUGAAUCCUUUUUCUGUGAAUGAACAGAUGAUUUUAGAGUCAAGCAAAACCUUAAAUGUCUUGUAUGUUUUCAAUGGUACCUACGAGCCAUAUCUUAUCUACUGGCUCUUUCCUCUGCAAAUGGCAUUUCAGCAAAUAAUGCCAGCAGACGAACACUUCUAUGACUUAGCCAUGUACCUGCAUUCCCUACACCAAAACCUGUUCCCGAGCUGGGCGAAAAUCCAAGCGGUGGCGGACUCGGUGAUGAGCCUUCUGGAGAGAGAAGAUGCCACAUUCUUCACUCACCUCCAAAGUUCUUUCAGAAAGAAUAUCACCAUUGAUCCUAAAGAGUUCUUAGUGAAUCUGAUACUUCAGGAACAAGACAGUGCUCAGAAGAUCUUGGCAUCCGAGAAGCGAGAUCAACCACCCUUAAGCUUAGCCAAGGAGUUGCUGGCAAGCCCGGUCUUUUUCCUUAGGAAGUGGAUGGGUGAGGGGUUUGUUGGUGUGCUGACCUUACCUGCUGUGAUGUUGGUCUGGGAUCAGUUCUUCAUGCAAGACUGGAACAUAAAUACGAUGCAGAGCUUUUGUGCCUCAAUCCUUCUGUUGUUAAAGGAUUCAUUCAUGGCAGCUGAAGACUAUCCUGCAAUUAGAGAGGUGUUUCUGUUGCAUCCUUCUGGUCUUCUCACAGCUGAUAUUCAGAAGGCCUGGAUUCACCUGCAGCAAGGGGGCUUGCCCGCUGACAUUCCAGGGUUUAACAGUCUGAGUCAAAGGGAUAGAGUUGAUGGCAUUCUAGAAGACACCCAAGGAAUAUAAUCUUGGCUCAAAGAAGUGAGAGCUCCUUCUGUAGCUGGUGGCUGACCUAUACGGAGGAAAAGAAAAACUAGAGAGAUUGCUAUCUUGAAGGUCAACCGUCAAGUGAAAAAAGAAAGCCAUCCAACACCAUUGUAAGGUUUUGACUGGCACAAAGUUUAUAUUUGAUUCCUUUCUUAUUGUCACCAUUAUAUUAAUGUUUAGUUGUUCAAUUGAUUUAUAUCCCACCUUUCUUACAGUCAAGGUGGCCAUCGGAUUUUGGUCAAUAAAUAAAAAAUUCAGUUGAAUGACAGAUUUGUAUAUCAAUUAAAACAGCCCAGUAAAACAUCUCGUUUAUCAAACUACCAAGAUCAUUGGUGGAAUGCCAAGUGAAAGGAGAAUGUUUUGCAAUCACUAUGAAAGCUCAGAAGAGGAUUUACUGCCCUUAAAUUCUUUUGGAGAUAGUUACAUGAAGUGUAGGGAUGCUAUGAAAUUUCACAGCCCCACCUCUUGAAGAUUCCCCCCUUCCCAAUUUUCUUCUUUGUGAAUCAAGCCAGAGAGUUGUUUUCAAUUAUUUUCUGU
Molecule: messenger RNA, 2074 nt
Organism: Eublepharis macularius
Lineage: Eukaryota; Metazoa; Chordata; Lepidosauria; Squamata; Eublepharidae
Exons: 11
Coding region: 86-1516 (476 amino acids)
Source: RefSeq, a predicted model, not a curated record